GGAAUGCUCAGGGGGAUCUCUGCAUUGUGAGCUCUAAUCCCAAACACUGGGCUUCACAGUAGGCCCACACUGUCCCCUGCUGGGUGUUCCUUCAUGCUGCACCUCCUCCCUGACUGGCUUGACUCCAACACACCACUCUCAGGCUCUGAGGCGGAAGUUGUUGCUGAUAUUCAAUCCGUGACUGAUCUGUUUCUCUUCCAGCUCAAACAUUUUUCCUGAGUGUCAUUGCAGCGGUGGAAUGAAGCUGUUGCUUCCUUCUGUUGUGUUCCUUCUGCAAGUCCUUCAGGCCUGCUCAGACUGUGCACCUGGCCAUACUGUGACUGGGUUGGUUGGAGGUCAGGCAAUAUUACCCUGUAUUUACGAGGUGACGGGGCCGGUCUCUCUCACAUCAGCCCGACUGUAUUGGCAGUUUCCUCCCAAAAAGGUUGCCUACGCCUUUCUCGAAGGAAAGCCUGAAGAACAAUAUGUGGAAAGUCAUUACAGAGGAAGAACCACCGUUCCCAAGACUGAGUUGAUCAGAGGAAACUUCUCCCUGCAACUGAACAACCUCACUGUGAAGGAUGAUGUGGAAUAUCACUGCUAUUUCUUCUUAAACAACAGGAAGGCUUAUGAAUGUCAGCUCCAACUGCACAUAGCUGCUCCCUACCAGCCUCCUGUGUUAUCAGCUUCACGAGGAGAAUCUCUGGGUGCAGGUCUUCCGGUGAAUUUGAGCUGCCAUUCCUUUGGAGGUUUCCCAGCUCCGGUUGUGAACUGGACAGAUGAUGCUGGGAGACCUCUGGGCCGAGAUACCGAGGUGAACACCUCAGUGGAACAGGACCCUGUCUCCGGCCUGUACAAUGUCACGAGCAGCGUCAGGAUCAUUGCUGCUGUGGGAACGUCAGUCCGCUGUUCCGUCUUUAACAGCAGGAUCCAGCAGCGCCUCGAUUCCAUUGUUUGGGCAUAUACCUCCAGCAAUACCAGUCUGCCCUUUAAAGCUGCUCACCCUCAGUACCUCAUCAUUCUCUACGUGUCAGCUGCUGUUAUAGUCUGUGUGUGCUUUGUAGUUGCAAUCCUCUGUACACGAAGCAAAAGAUACAGAGGUGUGCGCACUGUAGACCGGCAGAACCACAUCAAAGUUGAUUCCUCUGCAACAGGUAACCUGUUUUGCUCAAUCGUUUACCUUUUAACCCCAUCCUCUCUCUUUAGUUUCACAUUCCCCCUCUCUCUCUCUCUCCCCCCUUCUCUAAAGUCCUCUGUCACACUCCCUCUCCUUUGUUAUACCUCUCUUCUCCAUCCUUCCUCUGUUUGACCCUCUCUCUUUCUCCUCCUUUUCCCCAUCU
Messenger RNA from Rhincodon typus (whale shark), 1319 nucleotides. Its product is annotated as CD276 antigen-like. The coding region runs from base 239 to 1288 and encodes 349 amino acids. Gene Ontology annotation, biological process: negative regulation of T cell proliferation; cell surface receptor signaling pathway; immune response. Gene Ontology annotation, cellular component: external side of plasma membrane. Lineage: Eukaryota; Metazoa; Chordata; Chondrichthyes; Orectolobiformes; Rhincodontidae. The transcript is spliced from 6 exons. The record is from RefSeq and is a predicted model, not a curated record.